AUGAGUGCUACUACUACUAUCUCUCUAACUCUCGUGGGUGUUGGUUAUUAUCUUUCUCCACAUUAUUAUUCUUCCAACCCAAACCCUAAUUUCAAUGCCUUCUUCUCCUCCUCCACCAACCCUAAUUUCAAUGCCAACAACCCUAAACUCAGACCAACUCUCUCAACUAGGACCACGCGCGUUUAUGGACAUGUCAAUAGAGAUCAACCAGAUUACCAACUUGAAAAUGGUUUAGGGUACUUUGAUUCCGAGGAAGAACCAGCCACUCUCGUUCGAAAUCAGGUUCAAACCGUCGUCCAAGGAUCACCCUCCACCGGCCCAUCCGAAUACGACCCUGCUCCUGAUGUUGAUUAUCUACAGGAGUUAUUGGCCAUUCAACAACAAGGACCUAGAACUAUUGGCUUUUUUGGAACACGGAACAUGGGAUUCAUGCACCAGGAACUGAUUGAGAUUCUUAGCUAUGCUAUGGUUAUAACUAAAAACCACAUAUACACAUCUGGAGCAUCUGGGACAAAUGCAGCUGUUAUCCGGGGUGCUUUAAGAGCAGAGAAACCAGAAUUGCUUACAGUUAUAUUACCCCAAAGUUUAAGCAAACAGUCUCCUGAGAGUCAGGAGCUGUUAUCCAAGGUGAAAAAUGUGAUAGAGAAGCCCCUUUGUGAUCAUCUGCCUUUAUUAGCAGCCAGCAGGCUAUGUAAUAUGGACAUCGUUUCACGUGUCCAGCAAGUCAUUUGCUUUGCUUUCCAUGACAGUAGGUUGCUGAUGGAAACUUGUCAAGAAGCAAAGAAUUUGCGGAAAAUUGUGACUCUCUUCUACCUUGACUGA
Lathyrus sativus (Indian pea) is the source of this 822-nucleotide messenger RNA. The record is from the annotation of a GenBank genome assembly. NCBI's taxonomy places the organism in Eukaryota, Viridiplantae, Streptophyta, Magnoliopsida, Fabales, Fabaceae.